CUGGAGUGCAGGUUCAAAACAGAAGCUUUUUGGACCUGAACCUGUUCAAAAAUCACAAUUUUUUCCCCCCUUUUCCCUUGAAAAACCUUUUUGGGUUGUUGAAAGAAAUGAGUUGCAGUAAUAGUCUGGCUCACGUGCAAAAAGUGGUGGAGCAGCUUCGGGUGGAGGCCAGCAUGGAGAGAAUUAAGAUCUCGCUGACGGCUGUAGAUUUGGUGCAGUACUGCCAGGACAACAGACGCACUGACCCUCUGCUCACUGGAAUUGCAGCCUCCUCCAACCCAUUCAAAGAUAAGAAGUCCUGUGUGCUGCUUUAA
Nerophis lumbriciformis (worm pipefish) is the source of this 314-nucleotide messenger RNA. Its product is annotated as guanine nucleotide-binding protein G(I)/G(S)/G(O) subunit gamma-7-like. The record is from RefSeq and is a predicted model, not a curated record. Lineage: Eukaryota; Metazoa; Chordata; Actinopteri; Syngnathiformes; Syngnathidae. Gene Ontology annotation, biological process: G protein-coupled receptor signaling pathway. Gene Ontology annotation, cellular component: heterotrimeric G-protein complex. Gene Ontology annotation, molecular function: G-protein beta-subunit binding.